This is a messenger RNA of Schistosoma spindalis, 10575 nucleotides long. NCBI's taxonomy places the organism in Eukaryota, Metazoa, Platyhelminthes, Trematoda, Strigeidida, Schistosomatidae. The record is from the annotation of a GenBank genome assembly.
ACUUUAAACAUAGCUUCGAUCGCUUCACUUAUUCUGAGGACAUAAGUUGAAUCAUAACUUUUUAGUAUUUCGGUUAUUUGGAUACGGUAUUGCUGCUUCUUUGGAUUUCGGUGACGAUAAUCAUGGCAUCACCAGACGUUGGUAUGGCCUAUCAGCCACCUUCUCAAAUAAGUCCUCAGAGUGGUAAUAUGACAACAUCAACUAAAGUGCUUAAUCUUUCGAGAGCCCAAGUCAACUUGGCUCAACCAGCAUAUGGUGCCUAUCCAACAUCAGUAUCCCCACAACAAUCUGUUCAAACAAAUGCUUAUAAUUAUUCAACGCAACAAAGUCAAUCACCCCCAUUUUAUGCUUAUCCCAGUCAGACAGGAGUUGGACAACCUGAUGGCAACUUUAAUAAAGGAGGUUUUCAAAAUUUUGCGCAACCUCAAGUUCUCACAGUUGGUUCGAGUCAAUUGUCUCAAAUGCAGCCAACUCAGUAUCGACAACAAAUUCAACAGUCUCAGCAACCGCAACAGUAUCGAGUUAUUGCAACCCCUUUGCAAACCACAAACAUGGGGCAACUGAAUGCUUAUCCUGUAAGUCAGAGUAAUUCGCAACCUUCUUACAACGCUCAACCAAAUGUCAUUUAUUUCGGUCAGUCUGGUCAAACACAGCAGCAAUUACCGCUGCAGCAACCUUAUCAUCCAGACACGCAACAGCAAGCAGGUCAGGUGGUAUAUGCAAGACCAGCCAGUCAGUCUUACGCUCCUCCAGGAACUGCCUAUCCAACUCAAGCACAAUUUACACCACAGGCUAACACAGGCACAUUAUCCUUUCAGCCGACCAAUCAGCUAACACCUUCGUCCCAGCCAAUCACCAUUCAGCCCAGUCAUCAGGUUAAUCAAACAGGCCAGCAGAAUUUCAAUCAGGCAUCAAGAUUUCAACACGUGUCAAAUCCUCUACCACCUUCACAAACACCCCAGUUUCAAGUGCAAAAUCAACAAGUUUAUUCUCAAAUUCAAUCAAAACCUCAAUCACUAGCCCAACCUUACACUUCACAAACUAAUUUUGAUCAAAUUGAACAGAAACCAACACAAGUUGCACAUUCAACUUGGAGUGCACAAACUAAUAAUCAAGUGAUUGAUAACAGAGAAAGACAACAAUAUUAUCAACAACAGCAACAACCAGUUCAAACUUAUCAACAAGUUCAAACUAAUCAAUUAAAUACACAGAAUACUUUACCACCUGUUGUAUCUAAUCAAGGAUUUGAUCAACAAGUACCCAGACGUAUACCUUCUGGUGGUCAGUCAAAACAAAUUAAGGUCAAAUCACUGCCAAUGCGUAAUUCAGUUAGCAUAGAUGGUAUUGACUCAUCUGGUCCACCACAGUUUGUUGUCCAUCCUGUAGGCCAACUAACCAUAGCAGAAGGUGAACCAGCUAAUAUAACUGCUCGUGUACGUCCGGCUGGUGAUAGUACAUUGAUUGUUGAGUGGUAUAAAAAUGGCAAGCCAUUACCAGCAGCUUCUCGUUUCACAACGACCUUUGAUCGAGGCUACGCAGUACUCGAUUUUCUAUACAUGAAUGAAGAUGAUAACGGAGAUUAUUCUUGUGUAGCAACGAACAGUCAAGGCCAAGACCAAUCAAGCAGUUGUCAUGUGACAAUUAUACCAGAAGAGGGAGUUGUCACUGAAACUCAAUUGCCAGAAGAAUCUAUGAUUGCAAAUUUAGCUAUGAUGGAAGAUCAUUUAGUAAGAAAUGGAUUAGAUAGAGCUAAUCGUUAUCAUGAUGAUAUACGUCCAACAAAUCCACCAAAUUUUCUUAAACCACUUGCACCACAAGUUGGUCUUCGUGAAUCGGCUCCAGCACAUUUCGAAACAUGUGUAGAACCCACAAAUGAUCCUUCGUUAACAGUUGAAUGGUAUAAAGAUGGCAAACCUGUGAGCAUGGGCUGUCGUUUUAAUGCUAUUUUGGACCGGGGAUUUGCUAUGCUAGAUAUUCAUUAUUGUUAUCCAGAAGACAAUGGAGCAUACUUCUGUGUAGCACGUAAUGCAGCAGGACAGGUUCAAAGCAACGUGGUUGAAUUACAAUGUAAUGCAGAUGAACAUAUUGUCACUAGUUCAGUUUUAUCGAAAGAAUCAAUUUCAUAUCUUCAAAGUUUGGAUGCUUGGGAAAGUGAUGCAAUGGCAGGUUAUGAUACAGUUAAAAGAGAAGAAGAAGAACCACCAUGUGCACCAUCAUUCGAUAUUCUCCCUGUUGCUGUCACUGUCACUGAAGGUUCGCCAGCUAAAUUUAUUGUUAAAGCAGGUGGUUAUCCAAAGCCCAAAAUAUUCUGGUAUAUUAAUGGGGAAUUGAUAGCCUCAUCUGGGGGUGGAGGAAAUUGGAGAAUAUUUCAGGAUGGUGGUAUUAGUAAUUUAGAAUUUCAUCGUGUUGGUACACCUGGUGAAUUGCAUAUUAAAGCUGUUGCAAGAAAUAAUAUGGGUGAAGCUGCUGCUGAAACAAUAUUGAUUAUUGAACCACAAUUAGACUUUAGACCAGAUCUACGUCAUGUUGAACCAGAAAAUCCAUUUAAAAAACUUGCACAAUUGAAGAAGGUAAAAUGUAGUGAUGAACUUUCAUCAGCUUUUCGUAAACCAAAGGCUCAAGCGCUUGAUUUACGACGUUUAGAACGAGCACUUGAAAUUCGUGGUCGAUCUGCUGCUGGUGUAGAUGUUGAAGAAACAGAAAAUCUCUAUUCACGUGUUCAAUCUCAAUUACGUACUAAUAGACGUUCUAGUGUACCACCAAGAACACCACCACCUUCGCAACCUCAACUACAAAAUGUUCAACCAAAUAAUGUUCAGUAUCAAAGACAAACAACAGCACCAAAUACACAACAGUAUCAGGCACAACAACAACAACAACACCAACAACAAAAUUUCCAACAGCCAUCAAUGCAAAAACCAACGCCCGGACCGCAAUUUCAAGCUCCGGUACCACCACCACAACAGCAGCAACAGCUGAAUACAACAGUGAUCAGGUUCAAUGCAGCACCUAAUCAACGUCCGGACCAGCCUUCACCGCCCAUACAAAUGUUACAGCCAUUAACAAUUAGUCCACCUGGACAAACACAAACACCAGUUGAAUCACCACGGAAUGUUCCAUCUCCUGCUAAGCCGACACCACCACCACCGCCGCCACCACCACCACCAUCUGUGGCACCUGUUGCUCAAAAUGUGACAUUGCCCCCACCGCCGUCAUCGCCUUUAAUGUCACCACCGAUUGUGAAUUCUGUAAGUUAUUCUAUUAGUGGUGUUUACUAACUUUCUCUUGCUUAUAAAUGUUGUCUGUUUGGUAACUAUAAAUACAGAUGUCGGUGCAUCAGAGUUUUUGGGGAUUGUAGAGUGUGCAUAAUUUAAGUCAUAAAAUGAAAGUCUUUGGUUCGGUGCUCUGUAAUGUGUUGUUGCUAAUAUGUACCGCUGGGGAGCCCCAAUACUGAGGCGAAACAGUUUUACAGUACUUCCUGGUUUUCAGUCGUGGUCUAGUCAAUAAUGUAAAGGUUGCCCAAAAUGUUUCAAGCUAAUAUUAUCCAACCACCUCUGAAUACUAAAAAUGAAUAACUAUCACUACAUCCAUAGAAAGAUUGUUUUUCAGACUUUCAGAAUAAAUUUCCGCUACCGUCUACAAUUAUGUUUCCUAUUUAUUUACAUAGACUGGCGAAAUGUAUAUGCUAAGAACAAGCGCCAAACGAAAAUCAUGACACUAAGAGAGCGAUUUUCAGGUGGAAUAAGUUUGCAUACUUCCUGUGUAUUGAUUGAACAGCUGGGUCAUUUCUCUUCGUGUUAUUUUGAUAGUGAGCUUUCAUUCUACUUAAUAACUGUAUAUCGAUUGAAAUUUAUUCGUCAUAGUACUUUAUAAUUAGGCGAGUAUUUCAGGCCUGAGUAAUCUAAAGAACACAAGUUAUUUGACCUGAUGUUUCUGUUAUUCUAACUAAUGUCUUAUCCAACACCAUUGAAUUUCGCUUUUUCAGUCCAUCAAAAGCAAACACUAAGCUAUUAAUGCAAAGGGAAUACACAACAGGACUGUGUCCACAUCAAGAUCCGUUUUGCUGUUGUACAGACAGCAAUGAGAAAUAAUAGUUGGUUUAAGUUAUUGAAGCUAUAACAAUAGUAACAUACAUAGAUGUGUAUAACUUCCCGACAGUCUGUAUGAAUGCUCAACGAUGAACACAGACCGUAAAUUUAAGCAUUUCCUCGAUAGCCCUUAUGACUAAGUCCUCAAUGUCUAAACCGUAGUAAACUUCAGCUGCUAUUAACAGUCAAAUCUUGUUUCUUGUUAUCGGUUUUAUCCAUCAUUUGGUCAAACUAACAAUAUUUGUGUUAAACAUGUUGUGCUGUAUAUUGAUGAAAUAGAUUUUUUUAAUGCUUCAUGUCAAAGUGCUUAGUUUCUCAUUCUCUUUUAUAUGAACCGCAACAAUAGGAAACAGCACACUGAUUUCGACUGAAUUUUAAUUGAAAAAUAUAGUUGAAGUGUUGAACACUUUCAGAAAUCAAGCUCGUCGUUAUCCCCAGAAAGCUCUAUUACUUAGAAAAAAGUGAAAAUGUUAAAAAAAAUUGAUUACUAGACCACAAUACAGUUAUCAACGGUUAGCUACAACUGACAUACAUUUGCCUCAUUGUCAGCUUUAUACACUAUGAUAUUACGAGUCCUGAUUGACAUUCUAUACGUAAUUUGGCUAGUAUGCUUCAGUAAGGACUAGCUGUCUUGUCUAUCAACCAGAUAGCUGUAUAGUGUUCAAAUUCAAUAUAUGUCAAUUCUAUCAUCGGAAUAAAAUAGUAGUGAUCUCUUUAUUAUUGUGACUUAGCUGUUUGCUAUUACUUGGAGUACUUACAACAGAUAAAAUAAACUUAUCGAACUGAUGACGACACAGUGUAAACUGAAUGGGUACCUAUAGAAAAUCUCUUCAUGAAAUUAAUAACUAUCUCAUAACAAUAAGGGUAUCACUAUGUUGUAUUCAACUUGGACAGUUUAAGUAUUUUGACAGAUUCUUGUUGAAAAUUUAAGGAAUAGUUCAUUUUCAAAUUUGAAUAUGGAAAAUUCAUGCAAAAUUUAUUGAUCAUAGUAUUAUCAGCAAGAUAUACACGAAAACUUCUCAAGAUCUACGUUUUUAUUAUUUUGGAAUGCUAAAUUUAUAUUUUCUUUAAAAUCUUUUAUAAAAAUAAGAUCAGAACUACUACUGUGAUGGGUGCUACUGAUGACGACAGAUAUAAGUAGUGUGUAUUACCAGUCGAAAGUAGAAUGCUUGGCGUCAGAAGGUUGAAAAAAUCAAAGAAAAGAGAACGAGAACAGAGAGUGAUGGGUAUGGAAACGAAGGAACAACAAAGUCUGAGACAGUUUCUGGAUAUUUUGCAAAUGAAGUAUUUACUGUAUAGUUCUCAGAUUUUACAAAGCUAUUCUGCAAUGCUGUAUCAGAAUACAUUUGGUUGUCCCCACUUAUAUUCUCGUUCACUACACUACUACUGCUAAAAAUCUGGAUCAGUAGCUUCAUCACCAAAAUACAUUAGACUUCCGAUCAUUUUGUUCUAGCUACUAAUACUAUUUUACUUAACGUGGUGUAGGCAUCAUUUUAGUAUCACUACCGGUUAUAUAAACAGUUUGACUUGAUAGUGAGUACGUAAAUCCUGUGAUCUGUAAAUGAUAUACAUUAAUUUACAAUGAACUUUGAUGAUCAACUUACACAUAAUUUUCUUGUAUCAAUCAAGUCAGACUAAUUCAUAGGUUUUGUCAACACAGUAAGUUACUUAAAAUAGAUGCGCUUUAUCUAUAAUAGUAGAUUUUCUAAAUUUAUUCCUAGUUCAUUUCACUGAUUAUCAUUUAGUAAAAAGUCAUUUUAGGUAGUUUGCAAACUAACAUAAUAUUUUACCUUAUUAUUCUUACCUGUGUGUAUCCUUGACCUUCAUAUAUUUCUCCUUGAGUUUUACACUGAUCAUCUGUACAUGAAUAAUGCAGUAGUUUUUAUUGCAUGUGUAUGAUGAACAGUAUGAAGUGAUUUCUUUUAUAUUGCACUCUCCCGAUAUAAUUGUUAUCAUAAUAAUGAUAAUGAUCAUUAUCAUUGUCAUUAUUAUCAUCUUUAACAAUCGACUUCAUCAACUCGCAUGAAUCCAUAUUUUCCAAUAGAAAAAUUCGACUUUUCUUGAUACAAGUACAUUCAUCCAUCAACUUUUAUCUUUCAUACGUAGAUCCUUCUAUAUGUGUGUGUAUGUAUGUGUGCAUGUUUAUGCUUGCUCAUCUGAAUAUUGUAGACUUAGACAUUUUCAUCGUAGCUAUUUGUUAUUAUUUCUAAUUAUUCUUAUUGUUUAGUGGUGGUUAUAACUACUUUUAACUAAUAUGAAUCGAGAUCAUUUCAAAUAGAUAUAUUUUACGAUUGUUGUUUCAAUAACAUAUCUAUCCAUGCAAAUGAUUCAAUCUAAAGGUAAUUUUUUUAUCAUGGAUCAGUAUAAACUGAAGAAUCUUUGUCACUAAAUUAAGAUUCUAGUAAAGUUUCAUCAUUUGUUGACUAACUGUACACUGAUGUGAAAUCUGAAACAAGGAUAGAACAGCUAUCCAGUAUCCUUUAUUCAUCAGUAGUUUCAAAGGUGAUGUCAGUCUGUGGAAAUAGAAUAUUCUUCCCUUCAUUUAAAUAAAAAAAAUAGUCGAGAGUUUAUUGACUGACAAAAAAGUUAGUUAUUUUUUAACAGAAGAGACGAAUAACCACUUUUUUUACGGAGUUAAACUCAUUCAAAGCACAAACAACUCAUUAUGUGGUGUAUCCUACUUAUGAUGACAGAACUGAGUAGUAUGUAGCAACAAUCAGAAGUGGAAUAUUUGUCAGCAGGAGAUUAAAAAAGAUUGAAUUGAAGAGAACAAAAACGUAAACAGAGAUCAAUUGUAAUAACAACCGAAUUAAAAGAAUAGCACUGUAUGUAUAAGACAACUGAUGGAAGAUGUGCAAAUAAUGUAUUUAAUGUAUGGUUUUCAUAUUUUAUGAAGACACUGUAAUUUUGCGUUAAAUAAUAAAUUGGUUUUCUCCACCUGGAUUCUCGUCCACUACAAUUACAGUGAACAGUGCAGCGAACCAAAAAAGAAACAGAAGUAACCAUUUAUCUUACAUAAUCAGUUACCUUACUUGAAAUGAUUGAGAAAUAACACUUGGUUAAGUAUUGUUUCACUGUAUCAAAAACGGCUGCGGAUAAAUAAAGUGGAUCGAUCCCCUAUUAAUGAAGUACAAAAGAUUUCUGUUGAUAAAAAUAAUUAUCAUGUCGUAUAGUUAUUUAAAGUCGAAAUGUCCCUCUCAGUAUUAAGAAUAAUCAACUGUACAGUAAAUUAUUUCUAUUAAACUCGUUACGGAGCUGAAGUAUAUAAUGCCCUGAAACAUGCAUUUGGAUGGAUUAAAAUAAAUUUUACAUAACUUCAGAUUUAUUUCCAUUAAUGAUUUUGUUAUAGUCCUGGAAUCGUCAAAAUAUAAUUGAUAUAAUCCAUGAUUGAUGUUUCUUGAAUAUUAAGAAAGAUGGCAAGUUCAGUUUUAAUUCGUUGGCUUGUUACAGAUGAUUAGAAAUGCUAAAAGAUUCUAACCAAACUAGAAAUAAUUUUGAUUACAAGUUAUUGGGAGUUAUAGACGCUUACGUCAGAAAUCAACAUGAAAGAUGAAAAAUACUUUAACAAGUUCUUAUUAAAAUUCAUUGAAUUUUAGGAUUUAAUGCACAUAGUAGUAGUAAAAGUUUGUAGAGAUUGUUUAUUUGGUUGACAUAACAAUGACUGUGAUAUUUUUUAGUAUCAGAAGGGGUUUUGUGGAUAUUAUAGUAAUUUUAAUAGUUGAGAUCAUGAGUCUAUUGAAACUAGACCAUUAUGGAAAAACUGGAAGUAGUAGACGGCCAUUUCGUCCCAUUUCGGGACUCCUCAACAGUGCGCAUUUUUAUCUUUAUCUUUAACGAUAAUGUUUGAGGGUAUGACUAUGAUGAUUCAAAAAAAUAAACAUAAUAUUAAAACAACUGUAGUUUAAAUUCAUCAUUCCUACUAGUUGCCGGAUUAAUGCACAAUUUGUAACAACUUCCCUCUUUGCAGUACUCAAACUUGUUAUGUAAUAAUAUUUUUACUUUUUAAAUGGUAUAAUUGGUUAUUAUUAUUAUUUAAGGAUAGAUAUAAAAGCCAAUAGUUUGUAUGAUAAUUACCUUUUCUUUUAAAAAAUUGAACAUUAGUAGUCACUCUAACUUUAGUUCAGACUGAAAUUCGAACGUCUUUACAGCCAGCGAUAAUCUGUCUUUUUCAGAAUGCUAUCUCUUUAUAUAAUUGAGCAACAAAGUGUACACUGAAAUAUAUUGAGCGCAUAUUUUAUUACUACUUAAAUUAACCACUUUAUUUAUUUUAUUCUAUUUUAUUUAUUUUAACACACAUCAACCAGCCAUAUUUUAUUUAUUCUAUAUAAACUUGUGAUAUUAUGGCUUUAUCUAGACAAUUUACAUAGGAUGAACAUAUGCCAACUAAGAAUAAUCCAAACUUAGUCAAAAUCUCGACAACGAGAUAAUCUAAACCAGUACAAAUUGAAUUAGAAUUCAUACCCAUUGAAAAAGUCGUCUACCCUAAUUGAGUAACCUAUCAGAUAAUGCGUUGAACGUUUAAGUUGGAGAGUACUGAUUAUGAAUCCUGGGUUGAACAUUAACUGUGGGACGCAGGUAAAUCCAGAUAAAAAGUAUCACACAUAACAAACUACGUAUCCUGGAUUCCACUGCCAGACAUAUGCUUUCUACUCUAUCUAAAUUACUAUAAUUAUCACUUAAACUGAUGUUUAAUUUUUUUCAGAUGAUGCAAUUCUCUGAUCCUUCACCUACUCAAAUGGCUUAUUCUGAUGCAGUCAGUGCAGACUUCACUAUUCAACUUUAAUACAUUUUGUGACAAACACAAAAUAAUAAAAUAAAACAGAACAAAAAAUAUAUUAGUGAAUCAUCAAUGCUUAUCAAUAAUCAAUUAAAUAUUUAUAUUGAUUUUGAGAGAAUUCUAAUAUUGUAAUCUCAGAUUACACUAAUCUGCAGUUUAAUUUUACUCUAAACAACCAUUAAGCUUUUACAAACAGACAAAACUAAAUAUAUUCUCAGCAUUUGCACUUGGCUUCAUGUAUGUCUUACCCUUUCACAACUAUCUCUAUUAUUAUUACUAUCAUACUCAUUAUUGUAACCGGGUGAAUUCGCUAAAGCACACAACUUGACAUGACUCCAGUAAAACAAAAUACAAAAAUGCAAAAUCCAUUACAAAACAAGAUAGUUUACAUUUAAUUACACUCGCUGAACAACAACUAGACAAUAUAUUGCAUGCAUAUUCACUUAAUUUAUCGUUAACAGUUCUCGUUUUCUUUCUUAUACAAAAUGCGUAAAUCAGUUACCUUCUCUCCAUCCGUCAAUAUAACAAAACGAAAUGUUACAUUGUUUGUUGAUGAUAUUUAAUGAAUUCUAACUUAAUUUAUUCAAAGUUUAUAUUUAUCUAUAUCUUAGAGAUGAAAGCAUUUAACCAACCAACCAACCAACCAACCAUUCAUUUAGUAUAGUUCACCUUGAUACAUGCCCUAAUCAAUUAUUCUAUUCUGUUAUGUUUAUGUAUGUGCAUACAUUCUUAUUACAUCAAAAGAAAUGAAGAGUAAUAUUGGUUUCUCUUUUAACGGUUAAAUGAAAGUUGAUGUAAACAUUAACGGCUUAUUUUUUAUUUCUAUUACUAAACUAGACUUUAGAUACACAUUUCGUCUAGAAAACAAAAAAAAAAAAAGAAACAAAUGAUCAAAUGAAAAUCUUUAUUAGUUAAAUUGUCUCUUUUUUUGUAAACUUCUGCUUAGUUAGUAAAGAAAACAUGCAUACAUACAUACAUAUAUACAUACAUACAGAAUCAGAUACAUGGAAAACCUUGAAUACAACCUUGACAUUAGUUGGUAUUAGUUUCUAGUUAUUUAAAUUUUCAAUGUUACCUACAUUCAUUUCCCGUUCUUUCAGUUAUUCUCAUAAAUUAAUUUAGAUAUACAUUUUGUUUUCUUUUAAAGCAAAAUAUAAUACAAUCCUACAACAUGUUUAUAUUUACGGACAGAAAUACUGAGAAUCUUUAAUUUUUAAUGUGCAUGUAAGUGAGCAAGAAAACAGCAAUACAGUUUACAUAUGUGUCAGUAUUUGAUUAUUGCUUUCAAUUUACAAAACUUUGUAUGGUUUAUUGCAAUGCUUUUACCCUUAACCCUUAUACAAUUAAAAAAAUCAACAGUUUAGUUUUAAAAAAGUUGAUAUUUCUUUUUAAUGGAUUCUUUAUUGUUUUAAUAUUUGGAUAUAAAGUUGUAUGGUAAAUAGGAGAGAAAAAUGCUUUGAAGGUUGUUUCAUAAAAUUUUUUUAGGGGGUUUAACAAUGUUUAUUCAAUUAACAAGUUAGUUUUCAUCGUGAACUGGAAUGAGUUUAUAAAUCAUUAAACACUAGGAUAUAAAUAGUAGUUGUUUUGUUGGAGAUUAUAUUUGAAAUCAGGAAUCGAUCAAUGCUAGACUACCAUUGAAAACGUAAAAGCACUAGACAGCCGUUUCACUCUAGUAUGGAAGUUCCGUUUUGAGCGCAUCUACGAUCUUGC